AUGGCAUCUUCAUUCUCAUUUUCUCUCGAUCUAAAUCUAGCUCCCCCAACACAAACAUGGGGGAAAGGGGAUGCACUAGUGUGGAUGCCCUACUUUGCUUCCUCACGAGGAUCAAUGACCGUAAACGACUCAUUACUCCUUGACAACAAUGUUGCCAUAGGAGUUGUAAGGAGUUUGGUGAUUCCCAGGAAUGUGCGCGUGCUGGGGACAAUGAAUGAUAAUCGGGUGGUGAGUGAUGUCAUGGCACUGAGCGUGCAAAGUGUGGCAUUUGUCGCAAGUGUAGGGCAUCGCCUCAUUGUGAAAUCCCAUGAGGUGCAAGUGCUAAGAGCUCAGUUGGUGGCAGAGCGGAGUUUGGUUGAAGAUUGUCAACGUGUUAUAAGGAGUUUAAAGAGGGAGACGACAAACACAGUAGAGGCGAAUCGACAUCAGCUUGAAAUAUUGUAG
Messenger RNA from Prunus armeniaca (apricot), 444 nucleotides. The record is from the annotation of a GenBank genome assembly. NCBI's taxonomy places the organism in Eukaryota, Viridiplantae, Streptophyta, Magnoliopsida, Rosales, Rosaceae.